AUGGUGUCAAUUUCAAUAGUCUUGGAAGCUGAGACGGAAGUACUUGAGUACUUAGGAAGCUCAGCAAUUCUGGAGAAAGUAUCCAGAAGAAUUCCUUGUCAAAAAACUGCGCACGUCCAUCUUCACGUUUUGGUUAUGGACGACGGCGGAGCUGUGGACGGCAAAGAUGGCAUGGUCGUUUGCCGGUCGUACGCGGAGAAAUUCCCCGAUCCAAGCAAUCAUCCAGUUACGGUAGUCCUGUUCGCUAUUCUCUACUCGUUUGUGUUUGUGAUUAGUUUGGCUGGGAAUUUGGGUGUCAUCUAUGCGACAGUACGACAUAGAAGUUUACAAACGGUACAAAAUAUCUUCAUAGUGAAUUUAGCGGUCAGCGACGUAAUCCUCUGUAUGCUGUCCAUACCACUUACUCCAGUUACGCACAUUGCCAAACAAUGGUAUUUCGGCUCAAUGCUUUGUCGUGUUGUGGGCGGAAUCCAAGCGAUCGGUCUCUUUAUCGGCACCUUCUCACUGUGUGCGAUUGCUAUAGAUCGAUAUUUUCGUCUAGUAAUUGCUCCAGGAAGUCCACUCCGAAAAGUGAACGCAAUCCGGAUUACAAUUCUUCUUUGGAUCAUUUCAAUAUUGGCCACGUUACCAUAUGUGUACCAUAUGAAAAUGAAGAAGUACCCAGCAAUUAACGUAUGUGGGGAAUUUUGUACAGAGAAAUGGCCGAAUGUGCAUUCAAAACGGAUCUACACAUUAUUUGUGCUCGCUAUCCAAUUUGUGAUUCCAUUCACAAUAAUGACCAUCUGCUAUCAAGCGGUAUUCUCAUUUCUGCGACGGCGAGCAAAGUCUAGACUGACCUCCAUAGCGCAACAAGCGAAUCUCUUAUAUGUUGUGGCUGCUACGGCAGGUGGAGACACGCAACAACACAAAGAGCAGCUUACUCAUCUGAUCGAGCAGAAAAAACGGGUGAUGCAACAACGACGGCGAGUAACUCUAAUCCUGGUGUCCAUGGUUGUGAUCUUCGGAAUCACAUCACUUCCCCACAACAUCGUCAGUACUCUAAUGGAGUUCACCGACAGUCAAGAUCUCCUCGCCUAUAACGGCAACGAUUACACAUACCUCCUGAACCUUAUCACACAUUUUUUGGCAAUGUUAUCCUGCGUCGCUAAUCCACUGCUCUACGCUUUCUUGAAUCCGGAAUUUCGUGAACUCAUCCUAAAUGGUCUCGCCGGCAUCAAAUGGGCACCGCGAUUCGUCAGUCGGACAUGGCAGCCCACACAAACUACGUGCUGUGCCACGAAGCCUCCUCAAUCGGUUCUGAUAGCGAUCUGA
Messenger RNA from Necator americanus (New World hookworm), 1311 nucleotides. RefSeq lists its product as uncharacterized. Bases 1 to 1311 code for a protein of 436 amino acids. The record is from RefSeq and is a predicted model, not a curated record. Gene Ontology annotation, biological process: G protein-coupled receptor signaling pathway. Gene Ontology annotation, cellular component: plasma membrane; neuron projection. Gene Ontology annotation, molecular function: neuropeptide Y receptor activity; neuropeptide binding. The transcript has 12 exons. Lineage: Eukaryota; Metazoa; Nematoda; Chromadorea; Rhabditida; Ancylostomatidae.